AUGGUGUCUGAAAGAUGUACUCAGAGAAUUGAACUCUUACAACAUUUACUGCGAGUUUGUAAUGGAGAACAAUGGCUCUUCAACAGUUUCGAACUAUCGAUCCCUCAAAUGAGGCGAUACAAUAUGAAAUGUGAAGUGGUACAAUUCAGCUUAGAGAAACUUAAAAUAAUAUAUGAUAUGAACAAUCUAACUGGGUCGGAUAAAGUGAACGAGAAACUAUUAUAUCAACUAAACGAGAGACUAAAGAUAAUAUUCACCAAGAGCGGGCGUUCGAAAUCAAUACUAGACCCACACGCAUUAACAGCAGCACUCAUUGAUCUGCUAAUACGAGUCUGCGGAGUGAUGACCAAAAGUGAGACUAGAAUGAUAGGAGUUCCUAUUUUGGAGUCAAUUGAGAGACUCAUAGAUGAAAGUUUCAUCAAACCGUACUGUCAGGGCUUGCUUAAUUUUUCAAGAGGUUCAUCAUCACCCUCAUCAUCAUCAUCAUAA
Molecule: messenger RNA, 489 nt
Organism: Kluyveromyces lactis
Lineage: Eukaryota; Fungi; Ascomycota; Saccharomycetes; Saccharomycetales; Saccharomycetaceae
Exons: 1
Coding region: 1-489 (162 amino acids)
Source: RefSeq, a predicted model, not a curated record